AUGAAGUUCAUUAUUGUUUCUUUGGCCGUAAUUGCCGCAGUAUCUGCUCAGCAGUACUCCGAGCAAACCCAACCACCAAUCCCAAUAGUCAGACAGAGCCAGGACGUGGCGCCCGAUGGUAGUUACAAUUACGAAUACGAAACUGGCAACGGUAUCCAGGCUCAAGAAGCCGGAUCAGUGGUAAGCGGUUCAGAAGGACCUUAUGUCGUCGCUCAGGGAGGAUAUCGGUACACUGAUGAUCAAGGUAACACAUUCCAAGUGAGCUACGUCGCCGACGAGAACGGAUUCCAGCCACAAGGUGAUCACCUCCCAGUAGCUCCUCCAAUUCCAGAAGCCAUCCAACGUUCUCUUGAGUACAUCAGAACCCACCCUCAACCACAAGAACAAUAA
Molecule: messenger RNA, 390 nt
Organism: Cotesia congregata
Lineage: Eukaryota; Metazoa; Arthropoda; Insecta; Hymenoptera; Braconidae
Source: the annotation of a GenBank genome assembly